Molecule: messenger RNA, 2732 nt
Organism: Pocillopora meandrina
Lineage: Eukaryota; Metazoa; Cnidaria; Anthozoa; Scleractinia; Pocilloporidae
Source: the annotation of a GenBank genome assembly
AUGGAGUCUGUUGGAGACGUUUUGUUUUGGGUUUUUGGCGGAUUUUUCUCGAUAUUAACUGUCCUUGGAAACAGUUUGGUGAUGUAUCUCAUUAUUUCAAGGAAGCGGCUUCGUAGCACAAUCAAUUGGUUCUUAUUUUCUCUUGCUGCAGCUGAUCUUAGUGUAGGAUUAACUUACCUUCCAAGUAUGGCUUGUGAGUCUGCGUCCGUUUGUAGCAAGUGUGUAACAAUGGCGAUACGAUGGUUGUUCCUCAAUUUAUCCAUGACUAACCUCUGUGCGCUAACAGUUGAUCGGUACAUGGCGAUUGUUACUCCACUAAAGUAUGUAAAGCUUAAGGCUAAAAGACGCCACGUGUUUUUUAUAUCAGCAGCAUGGACUUUACCUUUUGUCGUUCAUUUUGUGCCAUUUACGUGGAUGUACUGUACCGAGAUGUAUACUUCACUUAACAUAUUUUAUGCGGUUGUAUUAUUCGCCUUCAAACUUCCGCUCUAUCUCCUAUUGUUUACAGUUUGUUUUAGAACUUUAUACGUGGCACACAGGCAGAAGAAACGCUUUAGUAUUCGUCUCUCUCAGCUUACGUUCAAUGGCUUUUCUUUUGAUGAUUCAAAGUGCGACAGAUCACAGAGUCGAGCAACCGCUUUCUCCAAAGCUCUUGGAAUCAUAGUCGCCGUCUUUCUUACUUGUUACGCUAUUGACAUGGCUCGUCUUCUCUGUUUUUCAUUUAAAUGCAUCAAUCAUAUUCCAUGGAAUUUGGUGUAUGUGCAGAGGAUACUGCUCAUAUGUAAUUCCGCGAGCAAUCCAUUCGUUUACAGUUUCCUUAAGCACGACAUUCGAUGUGAGCUCAAACUCUUGUUUAGAUGGCUUUAGAUUACUUAUGUUAUUCUCAAGACUAUUACUAUUAUUGACUUCGUAAUUCUUUGAUGGGCCUAAAUUGCUUUAAGAAACCUAAAUUUACCUGUAUUGCAUGAAUCAUUAGUGUAAACAUAAAUUUUCGUUUAUAAAUAGCAUGAUUGAAUGCUUUCCCUUCGAAAUCAUUAUAGAAAACCCAGCAGUAUUAUUACUGACAUGUUUUUAACCGGUGGCUUGACAUUUAACUUCACUAAGAAUUGCCCAAAAUACAUUGUAAUGAACGUCAAUGAAGCUUUUAGUAAUGAAACUCAUCUGUACUAUAAAACAACAUUUCUUUAACUGUACUUUAAAACACAAUUUCUUUGUGUGUGUCAUUUUGAAGAUUUGCAUUUUGAAUUGUGUAUUAAAACGGUGAUGAUGACAACGAUAACUAAGCUUUGUGACUGUUAUGGUAGCUCUUGUUACUCAAGGACUACCUGGUAAAUUAAUAUUAGAAUCUACGAAACUGAAACUGAAAGCGCACUAAAUUUGACCUGUCUUCAGAAUAGAAUAGUCAUUCAUCCUCAAAAUAGUUAGUGAACCGAAGUGAUCAUUGUCGAAAAAUCCACUAUUGCAGUCUAGUUCGUCCGACGAGAAUUGUGCGACGAUUUUCACUUCGCCAAAGGGCCGGCAUUUAUCUAUCAAACAUUCACAGUGCACGGCAGAACAAAUAAAGUUAAUUUAAUAAAUACUCAGGCGGUAAUCUGAGCGACGACAUUUUCUUUCAUUUUCAUUUUUUUUGACACAUUGUCUAGAGUGAUAUCAAUGGAAAUGACGUUGCCCCUCAUUUGACCAAUUAGAGCACGCACAAUCCAAUAUUUACCUUAGAGUAGAAAUUCAUUAAAAUAAUGUUACCUAAUUUCAGACUCCUUUUCGCAUGCGCAAAGGAGUCUUUUUCUAUAAAGUCAUUGUGAUUCAUCAUCAGAAUGAUAAAAUUACUUCGAAGUCGUAUGAAUAAGAUGGAUCUUACAAGUCCUGUUUGGUUUUGGGUUAUUGGAGGGAUUUUCUCGAUAUUAGCCGUCCUUGGAAACGGUUUGGUAAUGUAUCUCAUUAUUUCAAGAAAGCGCCUUCGUAGCACAAUCAACUGGUUUUUAUUUUCGCUCGCUGCGGCCGAUUUUAGUGUAGGAUUGAUAUACUUUCCUUUUCUAGCCUGUAGCUCUGCUUCUCUUUGUGGAAAGUGCGUAGCGAAAGCAGUACGAUGGUUGUUCCUCGAUUUAUCCAUGACAAAUCUCUGUGCACUAACAGUUGAUCGGUAUAUGGCGAUUGUUACUCCCUUGAAGUAUGCUACUUUCAAGGCUAAGGGACGACACUUGUUCUUUCUAUCAGCAGCGUGGCUCAUACCGUUUGCUAUUCAUUUCGUGCCAUAUACAGUUGUGUGCUAUUUGAAAUUGCACGCUGUUUACGACAUUUUUUGUGCCGUCUGGCUCUUCGCGUAUAAACUUCCUUCAUGCCUCCUAUUAGUUACAGCUUGUUCAAGGACAUUAUAUAUAACAUACAGACAAAACAGACGUCAGAGAAUUCUUCUCUCCCAGUUGAUUUUCAACGGCUUCGCUUUCGAUGAUAUCAGGACCAGUGGAUCACAAGGUAAAGCAAGCACCUUUUCCAAAGCUCUUGGAAUCAUAGUGGCCAUCUUUUCCAUAUGUUACGCGAUUGACAUCGCCCGACUCCUCUGCAUUACAUUUCAUUGGAACAAUCACAUUCCAACGGAUUUAGUGAGGAUACAGAGGCUACUAUUCAUAUGCAACUCGGCAUUUGAUCCAUUCAUAUACAGUUUUUUAAAGCAAGAUAUCUGGAGAGAAGUAAAGUUUUUUAUUUCAAAUACGUUCUGCCGCUCGAGAGCUUGA